Messenger RNA from Folsomia candida, 723 nucleotides. RefSeq names its product gluconolactonase. Bases 1 to 723 code for a protein of 240 amino acids. Lineage: Eukaryota; Metazoa; Arthropoda; Collembola; Entomobryomorpha; Isotomidae. The transcript has 2 exons. The record is from RefSeq and is a predicted model, not a curated record.
AUGCGAUUUCUCAACGAUAAAACCGCCUUUGUCAUUGAUUCUGCCAACCAUCGCGUUCUGAAAUUGAGUCUCACAGAAGACUCAAAUAAUUUCCCGAUCGUGUUGAAUUCCACCGUUUUCUGUGCUCCCACCAAACCAGAGGCUAUGAUGGAGCCGAACGACCUGACCCUUUCGCGGAGUGGCACUGUUUUCACUUCCGGAAUGAUGUUCACCACUUUUCCGCACAAUAGGGAAGGAGAUGUUUGGAGUUGUACGAAAAAUGGGGAGGCAAAACGACUGGAAUUGAUCGGCCGCACGAACGGGAUCGACCUUUCGUUUAACGAAACGCGUCUCUACGUCUCCGAAGGAACGCCAUCCGGUCAACGGAUCUGGGUUUACGAGGUGGACGUCCAUGCCGGCACCAUUUCCGGGAAACGGUCGUUCGCAUUUUUCGAGUAUCCCGCCGAUUCCGCCCAAUCCAUCGCGAUUGACGGGAUGAGGACGGAUGUGCAGGAAAACUUAUGGGUGACGAGGUACGGUGGGAGGGAAGUCGUCGUUUUUAACCAGCAUGGAAAACUCAUUGGUCGAGUGGGAGUAUCGUUUCAGAAUCCGACUAAUUUGGAAUUUGGGGGAGAAAACGGCACCACCCUCUUCAUCGUGGGACAGUGCGAAGGAGCCGAUGCGGGAUGUGUGGAUAGUAUUCAAGUCGCCACGCCGGGGAGAUCUUGGACCAUUUUACAGUAA